AUGUCCAAAUCAAUCAUCAUGAUAGCCGCCCUGGGAGCAGGAGGCGGCGCAGCUCUCACGGCAGCCGCGUAUUCCCUCCGAGGAGACUCCAAGACCAAGACCAGCAUUCCCGCCUCCGCGACGACCCCAGAUCCAACCAUGACCGCAUCCUCACCCUCGGCCGUCCUGGCCAAGACGAACAACAGCAGCAGCAGCAGCAACCCGGUCGACCCCUCAGGCCUCUUCCAGUACGGCUUUCCAGGACCGGUGGCCGACCUGGCCACCCGCAGCGCCCUGGUGUCGUCGUACGACCGGCGCACGCGAAACCCGCACUGGGUGGCCGAGCACAUGACGGCCGAGUCCCUCUCGCGGCGGGAGGGCGACCGCAAGGGCAGCGUCUUCGUCGAGGACGAGUCCGUGCCCGCCAGCUACCGCGCCCUGCUGAAGGACUACUUCCGCAGCGGCUACGACCGCGGUCACCAGGUGCCCGCCGCCGACUGCAAGUGGUCCCAGUCGGCCAUGGACGAGACCUUCUACCUGACCAACAUAUGCCCCCAGGUCGGCGAGGGCUUCAACCGCGACUACUGGGCCCACUUUGAGGACUUCUGCCGCCGCCUCACGGACCGGUACGCCUCGGUGCGCGUCGUCACCGGCCCGCUCUACCUGCCCCGUCGCGACCCCGCGGACAACAAGUGGUACGUCAAGUACGAGGUCAUCGGCUCGCCCCCCUCGGUCGCCGUCCCGACCCACUUCUACAAGGUCAUCUUCGCCGAGGGUGCCAGGCCCGGCGACCCCGUCGCCCUCGGGGCCUUCGUCCUCCCCAAUGCCCCCAUCGAUAAUGCCAAGCCCAUCACCGACUUCGAGGUGCCCCUCGAGGCUGUCGAGCGCGCUUCCGGCCUCGAGUUCGCCUCAAAGCUGCCCCCCCAGAGGAGGAAGCGCCUCUGCGCUGACACUACCUGCUCUCUCAUCAUUCGCGACUACGCUGAUAGGCAGAAGGCCUUUGCCAAGGGCGGGAAUGAUAAACGUGUCAUCGCCCCAUCCCCCAAGGCAUAG
Messenger RNA from Geosmithia morbida, 1032 nucleotides. Its product is annotated as endonuclease G, mitochondrial. The record is from RefSeq and is a predicted model, not a curated record. Gene Ontology annotation, cellular component: nucleus; mitochondrial inner membrane. Bases 1 to 1032 code for a protein of 343 amino acids. Gene Ontology annotation, molecular function: single-stranded DNA endonuclease activity; metal ion binding; nucleic acid binding. Gene Ontology annotation, biological process: apoptotic DNA fragmentation. Lineage: Eukaryota; Fungi; Ascomycota; Sordariomycetes; Hypocreales; Bionectriaceae. The transcript has a single exon.